UACAUACGUGGUGGUAAUUAAUUAAGGUUGAAAUCAUGACCAAAAUUGUUUUCACCAAGUACUUUUUAGCCUAUAAAACAGAAGCUCAUGUUCAGCUCAUUGCAGAUUACAAUUCACUGAAAGAACUCACAGAGAAACAAUUUGGAAUUAAGAGAGAUGUUUAGCUAAAGUUGGUUUCCAUUUUUGCUUGCAUCGGUGAAGCUCAAAUUCAAAUCUGAGUUUCCAACCUCAUCAUCAUCGCUUCAGAAACAUCUACUGGACAUUUAUUUUCUCAGCUCGCGCCACAGAUACUCCAUGCUAAUCUCGCUUUUGCCCUCAGCGGUUUUCUGGUUAUUACGGUUAUGAUAGUUGUCAAUUACCGCCAACUUAAGAGCCAAAGCUCUUCCCCAGCUCUCGGCUUUCCUCGCCUCAGGUUCUUCCGAUACCGGCGCUUGAGGUAAACUGGUAAUAGCUACUCACCAGACUCAACCAAUAGUUGCAGAAGUUCUUAUUUUUGCUUCUGUUCCCGAAUCGAUAUUGUAUUUACGGAAAAUGCCGAGUCCGAAGAGUACUCAUCGGAGGGUCGUCCAGGAGGAGAAGAAUCGCAGGGGGAGAUCACUCAACGAGAAAUCGUCAUCGUUUCACGGCCAGUUUUCGGAUAUGGCGACGCCGCAGCUUCGGAGACCAAAAACGGUGCCAGACAUGGCGUCGUUCAGGAACACGAUCGGAAUGACACCGGCCACGGAGUUACAGCCGAAAUUGACGAAGCUGCUCCUCAAUGUGACGAUUCAGGGGAGCGUUGGCGCCAUACAUGUCAUAAUGCCGCCGGAAUCUGCGGUAAAAGAUCUGGUGGCGGCUGCCAUACGACAAUACGGAAAGGAAGGUCGCCGUCCGAUCUUGCCCUCUGUCGAGCCCUCGUUGUUUGACCUCCAUUACUCUCAGUUCAGCUUAGAAAGUUUGGAUAGGGAGGAGAAGCUGAUGGCGUUAGGAUCGAGGAACUUUUUUCUGUGCCAAAGCGCAAAUGCAGUGGAUGCUGGCGGUAGCGAAACGACGUCGUCUGCUUCAUGUUCAAAACAAGCAGAGAAAGUUUCAAGGACUGGAUUUUCAUGGCUCAAGUUUAUGGAUUUCUUGUUGUAAUUGGCUUAAUUAGUUGCCACAUUAAUUAAAAUAUUAUUGUUCUCCUCAAAUGCCUUUGGGUUUGUACAUAAUAUAUAGGUCCGUAUUGUAAUAGAAGAAGAUUUUAUUUCAGGGUUUUUUUAUAUAUUAUUUCAGGGCUUUGUACAUAAUGUAGGUCCGUAUUGUAAGCUUAGAAUUUUGAUGAAUGCCACAAGAUAUUGUCACAAGCUGUAA
Prunus avium (sweet cherry) is the source of this 1329-nucleotide messenger RNA. RefSeq lists its product as uncharacterized. The record is from RefSeq and is a predicted model, not a curated record. NCBI's taxonomy places the organism in Eukaryota, Viridiplantae, Streptophyta, Magnoliopsida, Rosales, Rosaceae.